CUGACAGGAGGACGCAUAGGCGAAUUUCUCGCUGAUGGGAUAGAGGUAUCCAUUUGGGAAGCCCAUGGACACUCGUGAAUAUCAACGCAAAUAAUAAUAAUAAAAUAAUAAUAAAAAUAACCACUCCUGAUUAGACUUAUUUUCGCUUCUACGACUGGUGCGCAUUUUGUCUGGGUUGCUUUAGGACAAAAGAAGGAUAUCUUACAUUUCAUCGCCAACAACUCGCAAGCUUUUUGUUGGACCAAACGCACCGGGCGACAUGGAAAACGAAAAAUACUUGCCAGAACUGAUGGCGGAGAAGGAUACUCUGGACCCGUCCUUCCACCACUCAUUGCGGCUUCUUGAUCAAGAAAUUGAAAAGAUUCAGAAAGAUGAAGACAAAGAGGAUGAGAAGUUUAUCGAUGUGGUCAUCAACAAGAACAUGAAACUGGGACAGAAGAUUUUGAUUCCCGUAAAACAGUUCCCGAAAUUUAAUUUUGUGGGUAAACUUCUUGGCCCUCGAGGGAACUCAUUAAAGAGACUACAGGAGGACACACUGACCAAGAUGUCCAUCCUUGGCAAGGGAUCCAUGAGAGACAAAGAAAAGGAAGAAGAACUUCGGAAGAGCGGGGAAGCAAAGUAUAAUCACCUUAACGAAGAUCUUCACGUGCUGAUCGAGGUGUUUGCUCCACCCGCAGAGGCAUAUGCAAGAAUGGGACACGCUCUGGAGGAGAUUAAGAAAUUCCUUAUUCCGGACUACAAUGAUGAGAUCAGACAGGCUCAACUACAGGAGCUGACAUAUCUGAACGGCGGCUCAGAGGAUGCGAAAGUUCCAGCAGCUAGAGGAAAAUCCAUCACACGAGCCAGAGGAACACCAGCACCCGGAAAUCUCAGGUGUCGAGGGGGCGUUCCUCCACCUCAGGCUGCGGUUCCACGGGGUGUGGCGCCCAGAGGAGCUCCUCCCAGCAGGGUUCCUUCUACCAGAGGAAGGGGUGUUCCCUCGCAGAGAGCAAGAGGAGCUCCGCCCCCAGCUGGCUACAGACCUCCCCCUCCGGUCGUACAGGACACCUAUGGUGAAUAUGAAUACGAUGAUGGAUACGGAACAGCCUACGAUGACCCGGGAUAUGACUCAUACGACAACAGCUACAGCAGUCAGGCACAGAACUCAGAAGAUUAUUAUGAAUACAGUCACGGUAUCAGUGGAGAAUCAUAUGAUUCUUAUGGUCAGGAGGAAUGGAAAAACAACCGAAACAAGGCACCACCAGCAAGGAAAAGCAAAGGAGUGUACAGAGAGCAGCCGUAUCCCCGGUUCUGAUCUGCCACAGGCCUCCCUGUGCCCUCCCAAGUAAUGGAUUUUCUAUGGACUCUAUUUCCUUUUUCAAAUAAAAUCAAGCAAAACGACAAAAAUAUAAAGGCAGUUGAAGAUGUUAAAAUCAAUUCAUUGGAACUGAUUGUUUUGUUGCUGGUAAGCUCUUGAUACACGGACAACCCCCACAUGUGGAAUAAUAUGAUUUUGUUCACUGGAUUAUGUAGUUUAAAUCAAAGAACCAAUCAGAAGUCAAAUAGACCCACAUAUGUGAGAAGGAGGCGGGCACUAUCGGCCAGGGGCGGAGGUGAAGUGUACGAUGUUUAGAUUUAGCCAGGUCAGUUUAUGUAGAUACUUUUUUUUUAUUAGAUUGUUGAUCCGCUUCAGUGUGUUCCUUGUAAAUUAUACCUUAAAUGAAAAUGAACUAGUUAAAAGGAAAAACCUUGAUGCACUUAUUGUUGUUUUCCACUUUUUCUUUCAUUGUUUCUUUUUUUGAACUGGAAAGUCAUCCAGCAUUAAAGGGCUUAUAGGAGCAUGUCGUAAAAUCUAUGUGCACUUUCAGUUUUGACGAGAAAAGCCUGCAUAGUUAUGUCUUAUUUUUGUAUUAAGCGUUUUAACCAUUUAAUGAGCUCUGUGGUAAUAGGUGUUUUCGACGAUUACGCCAAACUGACUCAAAAUGCCCAAUUCAAUUUUCCAAUUUGAGCUGAUAUCUGAAAUGUUCUUUUAAGACAAUCUUCAAGCACAGACUAGAUGUCGCAAGUUACUUUGUGACGCUUUACUGUGCAAUUGUGAUGUAUUAGAACACAUUUAAUCACAGGUAUGUGCUGUAACUGUUGGCUUUCUUUAGACUGUCCAUUAGUGUAUGAUGGGUUAAAAUAAACAAAAAAUAAAAAACUAAACCAAAGCAAAGCAAUUUUGGCACUUUGUGUUUCCUUUUAAAACUUGUUGUAAUGCUUUUUAAUUGCACAGCAAAGUGUUGUGAGUCAUUUCUAAACAUGAUAUUGUUUAUUCAAUUGACAAAUCUUGAACUACUACUGUUUUUUUAAUUUUUAUUGUUUAACUAUUAAAUAUUAAAUCUAAUCAAAUGUGUCCUGAGAGGUAAUAGUUAUGGAAAUUAUUGUGGUUCUGGUGGUGGCAGUUUAGUACAUUUCUGUUAAGAACUAUAAUCUUUGUAAGCUU
Xyrauchen texanus (razorback sucker) is the source of this 2464-nucleotide messenger RNA. Its product is annotated as KH domain-containing, RNA-binding, signal transduction-associated protein 3-like. NCBI's taxonomy places the organism in Eukaryota, Metazoa, Chordata, Actinopteri, Cypriniformes, Catostomidae. Gene Ontology annotation, cellular component: nucleus. Gene Ontology annotation, molecular function: mRNA binding. The transcript has 9 exons. The record is from RefSeq and is a predicted model, not a curated record. Bases 260 to 1294 code for a protein of 344 amino acids. Gene Ontology annotation, biological process: regulation of alternative mRNA splicing, via spliceosome.